Messenger RNA from Echinops telfairi (small Madagascar hedgehog), 1623 nucleotides. It is a transcript of the gene LAMP5, whose product is annotated as lysosomal associated membrane protein family member 5. The transcript is spliced from 6 exons. Lineage: Eukaryota; Metazoa; Chordata; Mammalia; Afrosoricida; Tenrecidae. Gene Ontology annotation, cellular component: membrane. The record is from RefSeq and is a predicted model, not a curated record. Bases 618 to 1460 code for a protein of 280 amino acids.
GUCUCUCUCUAAAGGCAGAAGGAACUGUUGCCAUAGCAUUUUCCUUCUCUCUUCCAGCCUCCCCCUCCUUCCCUCAGCAGCUACAACUUGUGCUCUGCCACCGUUUUUUCAGGAAUCAGAUGCCUUUUCAGAAGACAAGCCUCAAAUGAUGUGAUCACGUAGUCGCUGUGUACCUGGUGGGGUAAGUUUGAGGCCGUUAUUAACUUUCUCAGGGUAGACUCAUCUUUGCGGACGUGGCUGCAGAACAGGAAACAGACCCAAAGAGAAGGUUGGCCCUUUAAAAACCUCAUUGGUCCUUCACACGAGCCAAGCCACAGCCUCUCCGGCAACACAUCUGAGGUUCUUUCAGCACGCGCGGUCGUGGACAGCUCCCUGGAUCGCGAUCUGUCCUUCCGCAGUGAGCAGCCUCGUGCUCCACCUGCAACGGGCGGUGCAGCACCCACCAGCGAGCAGUCGUCGCCAGCGCGCACCGCACACGCGCUCCCUUCCACCUCCCACUCGACACCCCACCGCCCGGCCCUCUCACCCCGGCCCGCUCCAGCGGCGACUUUGAGGGAUUCCCUCUCAGACGGGCUCCGCAGCAGCUCCGCGGGCUGCAUUCGAGGCGCCCUGCAAGCAUGGAUCUCCGCGCUACAGCUGUUCGCAGCGUGGACAGACUCGGAGUUCUCCUGAUGCUGCUCUACUCGGUGACUAAAAUCGUGGCGGAACAAGAAGUGGAAAAUCUCUCCGGCCUUUCCACCAACCCUGAAAAAGAUAUAUUUGUGGUGCGGGAAAAUGGGACGACGUGUCUCAUGGCAGAGUUUGCGGCUAAAUUUAUUGUACCUUAUGAUGUGUGGGCCAGCAAUUAUGUCGAUUUGAUCACGGAACAGGCGGACAUCGCGUUGACCCGCGGGGCUGAAGUGAAGGGCCGCUGCGGCCACAAUGAGUCAGAGCUGCAGGUGUUCUGGGUGGAUCGCGCCUACGCGCUCACGCUGCUCUUUGUGAAGGAAAGCCACAAUACGUCUAAGGGGCCAGAGGCGACGUGGAGGCUGAGCAAAGUGCAGUUCAUCUAUGACUCCUCUGAGAAGACCCAUUUCAAAGACGCAGUCAGUCCUGGGAAGCACACUGCCAACUCACAUCGCCUCUCUGCACUGGUCACCCCAGCGGGGAGGUCCUAUGAAUGUCAAGCCCAGCAGACUAUUUCACUGGUCUCCAGCGACCCCCAGAAGACCGUCACCAUGAUCCUAUCAGCAGUCCACAUCCAGCCUUUUGACAUCAUCUCAGAUUUUGUCUUCAGCGAGGAGCACCAGUGUCCCGUGGACGAGCGCGAGCAGUUGGAGGAAACCUUGCCCCUGAUUUUGGGGCUCAUCUUGGGUCUGGUCAUUGUGGUGACGCUUGCGAUUUACCAUGUCCAUCACAAAAUGACUGCCAACCAGGUGCAGAUCCCCAGGGAUCGAUCGCAGUAUAAGCACAUGGGCUAGGGCUCCUGAGGCAGGCAGUCCUCAGCCCCGCCUUCCCCCAACUGGUUCAGGUAGGGAAACAAAAGCACUCUUCCACCUCGCACCAACAUAGCUACAAUCAAAUCGGCCUGGGCAUUCGAGCUUGCUUGGCCUGCUGCCAUGCUUAAACCCAGGAAUUGGGGGG